Messenger RNA from Colletotrichum godetiae, 651 nucleotides. RefSeq lists its product as uncharacterized. The transcript has 3 exons. NCBI's taxonomy places the organism in Eukaryota, Fungi, Ascomycota, Sordariomycetes, Glomerellales, Glomerellaceae. The coding region runs from base 14 to 439 and encodes 141 amino acids. The record is from RefSeq and is a predicted model, not a curated record.
UAUUCUGUAUAAGAUGAGCUGGUCCCUAACACGAUCGAUAGAACUUGAUAUAUUAUGGUUGAAGUACAGCCAGACAAGAUACAACAUGUCAGCAAUGGAGACAACGUCCAACCCGCAGAUAGAAAAUUCGGAGUGGCUCAUUCACGUCCCAGACUUUCCGGAGGCCAAACAACGGAGGGCUGCCGUGUUCCCACAACACAUCGAGCGGAUGAAAACAGAUCCUCAAGGCUUUUGGGUGUUUGGAGGAGCCACUUUGACGGAGCCCGUGGGCCCCGGCCAACCCCCGCACAUUACGGGCAGUGCCAUGCUUGUCCUCGCGCCCACGCGGGAACGGGUUUUAGCGCGACUUCUGGAUGAUCCGUUGGUCAAGGAGAAGAUUUGGGAUAUCGAGAACGCUCAGAUUCAUGCAUUCUUACGUCCGAAAAGAACUCACCUCUGAGAGGGCCCAAUUGUUACCGAAUGAAAACAUUCAGUCUUGUUGGUCUAAGAGGGGAAAUAACGGUUCAAGUUGCGAAAGAGUAGAUUGGCAUUGUAUUAGCCAAUUAUCAGUGACCAUCGCUCGCAAAGAAGUGACGUAAAAGUUUUAGAAGAAAAGCAGGGACAUAGAAACUUCCUUAAGAAUAGACAGUUGUUUAUGUUGAGCUCUUCAGC